AUGGAAUCGAAGAGCUCUACGACUGGAAACCGUGAUAACCCUAAUAGAAACCUUCACGGAUCGAAGACCAUGAUGGCGUCCCACUUCCUAAGAGCCCUCUUUCGUAUACAGCAGACGUCCACGAGCAGCUCCUCCGCCGGGCGAAGCCGCAGAAUAAGGCGCGCUGCUUAUGCGUCCAUGGCCUACUCGGCCGGGACACGGCGGGCGUGGAGCCGUGCUUUGCUACGGAAGCUCCGCAGCCGAGCUCGCCUCCGGUUUCCGAGGAGGCUGUCUAGGGCUGCGACACCCCAGCGGAGGGACAUGGAUCAAGCGCAAGUUCUUCGCAAGUUGGUGCCGGGAGGGCCAAGCAUGGACGACUGCAAACUGCUGGAGGAGACAGCGGACUACAUAAGGUUCCUUACCACGCAGGUACGGCUCAUGCAGACGGUCAUGGACUCGGUCUCUUCUUAG
Messenger RNA from Musa acuminata AAA Group (dessert banana), 450 nucleotides. RefSeq names its product transcription factor IBH1-like. NCBI's taxonomy places the organism in Eukaryota, Viridiplantae, Streptophyta, Magnoliopsida, Zingiberales, Musaceae. The transcript has a single exon. Bases 1 to 450 code for a protein of 149 amino acids. Gene Ontology annotation, molecular function: protein dimerization activity. The record is from RefSeq and is a predicted model, not a curated record. Gene Ontology annotation, biological process: regulation of DNA-templated transcription.